Messenger RNA from Podarcis raffonei (Aeolian wall lizard), 2007 nucleotides. RefSeq names its product vomeronasal type-2 receptor 26-like. Gene Ontology annotation, cellular component: membrane. Lineage: Eukaryota; Metazoa; Chordata; Lepidosauria; Squamata; Lacertidae. The record is from RefSeq and is a predicted model, not a curated record. The coding region runs from base 1 to 2007 and encodes 668 amino acids. Gene Ontology annotation, molecular function: G protein-coupled receptor activity. The transcript is spliced from 7 exons. Gene Ontology annotation, biological process: G protein-coupled receptor signaling pathway.
AUGACGGAUCCAUUCCAGCUUCCAUACCAGUAUUAUCAGAGAGGGGAUCUGAUCAUUGGAGGAAUUGUUAAUAAUUAUGGCUAUUUAUCUGAAGAAAUAGAUUUCCAGCACCAUCCAAACAUGAAGUUUACAGAUGAACUUUUUUCAACACUGAAGUACUACCAAAAUACUCUCUCCCUGGCGUUUGCUGUGAAAGAAAUCAAUGAGAACCCCAACAUCGUACUGAAUAUGAGCUUUGGGUUCCACCUCUAUGAUAGCUUCGUGAAUACAAGGAUGACUUUUCAGAACACCCUGAAACUUCUGUCCUCCACGGAAAGGAUUGUCCCCAACUUCAAAUUGAGGAGCAGCGAGUUGCAGCUCCAAACCUUCUUCCGGAUGGUGCCCAAUGAGAAAUAUCAAUAUGCAGGGAUUGUCAAGCUACUUCUUCAUUUCCAAUGGACGUGGGUCGGACUUGUUGCAUCAGAUGAUGAAAAUGGAGAAAAGUUCAUGCAAAUCUUGGUGCCCAUGCUUUCCCAGCAUGGAGUUUGCACAGCCUUCAAGGAAAAAGUACAAUCCUUAUCUCAAGGGAUGGAUCAUUUCAAUUCAUGGGAACUCAUUCGGGCUAAGUUCUCUUCCCUGAUGGUCUCAGAAGUCAACAUAUUGGUUCUAUGUGCAGAACCUCAGACCAUUACAGUUGUGAAGUGGCUGCAAUAUUUCUAUUCAUUGGAUGAAGAUAUUGCAGAGAAUUAUGCAGGAGUGGUGAAGAAGGAGCUUCCCUCUUUCCUGAGGAGCAUCUCCUUCAACAACAGUGCUGGGGACUUUGUGUCUUUUGAUGAGAAUGGGGAAUUGGCAGCUGGAUUUGACGUUAUUAACUGGGUUACUUUCCCCAACCAAACCUUCUUGCGAAUGAAAGUAGGAAAAAUAGAACCACAGGAAUCCCACUAUGUGGACUUCAGCAUGGAUGAAGAAGCCAUCACAUGGCACAAAGCAUUCAAUCAAGUGCUGCCCCUUGGUUUGUGCAAUGAUCGGUGCCAGCCAGGCUACAGCCGGAAAAAGAAGGAGGGGUGGCCAUUUUGUUGCUAUGACUGUGCUUCAUGUCCAGAUGGGAUGAUUUCAAAUCAAACGGAUAUGGAUAAUUGUUUCAAAUGCCAAGAAGGUCGAUUUCCAAACCACAACAGAGAUCAAUGCAUUCCCAAGAGACAAAAUUUUCUUUCCUACGCAGAUCCUUUGGGAUUCACAUUAGCGGCCUUAGCUCUGCUGUUCGCUCUGAUCACAGCCUUGGUCCUUGGCGUCUUCUCUAAGAACAGGGACACUCCCAUUGUCAAAGCCAACAACCGGGACCUCACCUACACUCUGCUCCUUGCCCUCUUGCUCUGCUUCCUCUGCUCCUUGCUCUUCAUUGGCCAGCCUCACCCAGUGAGCUGCUCUUUACGACAAACGGCCUUUGGCAUCAUCUUCUCCAUUGCGGUGUCUUGUGUCUUGGCCAAAACCUUCACGGUGGUUCUGGCCUUCAUGGCCACCAAACCAGGAUCCAGGAUGAGGAAAUGGGUGGGGAAAUCUCUGGCCAACUCUGUUCUUCUGGGUUGCUGCUCACUUCAAGCCAGUAUUUGUGCUGUUUGGCUCUGUACGGCUCCUCCCUUUCCAGAUGUGGACAUGAACUCUCUGGCGGAGGAAAUCAUUGUGGAAUGCAAUGAAGGCUCUGCCCCCAUGUUUUAUUGUGUCCUGGGGUACCUGGGAUUCCUGGCCAGUGUCAGCUUCACCAUGGCUUUCCUGGCCAGGAAGUUGCCAGAAAGUUUCAAUGAAGCCAAGUUCAUCACUUUCAGCAUGUUGGUGUUCUGCAGUGUUUGGCUGUCCUUUGUUCCCUCUUAUCUGAGCACCAAAGGAAAGCAGAUGGUGGCUGUGGAGAUCUUCUGCAUCUUGGCCUCCAGUGCAGGCCUGCUCGCUUGCAUCUUCUUCCCCAAAUUGUACAUAAUUCUUCUGAGGUCCGACUUGAACAGCAAAGACCACUUGAUUCUGAGGAGCAAAUAA